UCAAAGAAAGCUGUUAUUUUACACCCAUAAACAAUAACAUUCCGUCCAAAUUUUCACCGAUUUUUCCCAUUUUCGCGGUGAAUUUGCACUCAAAUCACAGAUCUUCCUACUCUCUAGACGUAUCCAGGUGCCUGUGAAUUGCGAUGGCGAGGUGAAAGGGCCGCAAAAACAGUAUUUCUGGUACCUGGUUUCCGCCCCUUUUGUGAAUCACACCUUUUUUGUUAUGCGAACCAUGCUUCUCUGUGUUCUGAUGUUUGGCGUCCUCCUGGCCGCCGCCCAGGAGAAUGAUGGCACUGUGGGAUGUUUUAAGAAGAGCUUCCGCCCAAUUGCAACCAAUACCCACGUCGGCACGGCGACAGAGUGCGCAGAAAAGUGCCGCGAAGGCUUCUUCAAGUAUGCAGUUGUUCAGAGCACUUCCUGCUCUUGCUCCAACACGUAUCCUACUGAUCCCGCAGAAAAACUUGAUCCAGGGCGAUGCAACAUUCAGUGUAGCAAGAACAAAGACGAAUUCUGUGGCGGCGACGAUGUCGAGAGCUACUAUGAAACCAAUCUCAGUGUUCCCGGGCCACCCAAACACCUCCGGAUGGAUCUGGACACGGUAAAGAACACUUCCUUCACUAUCCUGUGGGAACCGCCGGACGCGAGCAACUUCCUGAUGCAGUACGCCAUCACGGCUCGUGUCAUCCACACUUUCGCGCAUCGGAUGCUCGUCCCGAUUGAGUGGAGAGCGGCGAGGACUGAUGUCCAACAGGAGUUGGUGGAGUUGCAUCCGGCCACGAGGUACAACAUCAGUGUGACUUGUCUCUCGGCCACAGAGGAGGGCGGCAGUGCGUGGAUUGUGGCAGAAACGCGCGUUGGUGUGCCAAGUCAAGCGCCUCCAGAGCCAAAGAUUAUGGCCAGAGAUGAGAGGACAAUCACAGUGCAGAUAAAUCCCAUUGAGAAUGGGAAUGGCCCCAUCACUUUCUACCGCGUGGUUGUGGCUUUCGUGAACUACGGCCUGGUGCAGAACUUCGACUUGGCACUGCUGAAGGACUACCGUGGCUCCCGGGAGGAUGGCACGCAGUAUUACAUUGCAGCGGAGCUGGAUUUGAAGAACACCAGUCGCUUGUUCCGUGUGGGUGACGGUCAGAACUAUCGUGGCUUCUACAACGCACCGUUGCCGGAAAACAGCCAUGUCCACAUUAAGAUUGGCGUCGUCAGUAGUCUCAGCGGCGUCACGACUUAUCGCUACAGUGAUGAUUCUCACGACCAGCACGAGGGUAUAAUUUUGGACACCAACGCGGACUCUGAGGAGGACAACAGCGUCAUGAUUGCCGUGCUGACUGUGGCAUGCAUCAUCCUGGGCAUCUUGCUGGUCGGCAGUGUGGCCAUGUACUUCUACUUGCGGAAAAGAGUGCAAUCCACGCGCCGCAGAUUCACUGACGUGCAUGAAUUGACACUCCAAGGACCGAUUGUGGAAGUUGAGAACAACGGCUUCAUCGGUGAUGAACUCGACAAAGGGAACUUCAAUGAACAAUUGAGGAUGCUGCUGGAGAAGUUGGGCACUUCUCAAAAGAUCCCACGGAAUGCCCUGUCAAUGGAGAUUGACAACAUCCUUGGCACGGGACGCUUUGGGGAUGUCAUCCAGGGCAGAGUGAAUUCCGUGGGUGACUUUCAUCAGUGCCACAUUCACGUUGUCUCAGACGAUAUGGAGCAGCACGACCAGAGCCUCUUCCUCAAGGAGUUUGACCAGGUACUCAGGGUGACUCCUCAUCGCUCAAUCCUGAACUUCCUGGGCGUGUGCCAGACCAGCGACUGGUUGUACGUGAUUUUCGAGGGAUGCAAUGUGAAUCUGAAGAAGCGCUUGGUGGACUCUCGCUUGCCGCCCAACUUCGAUCCGCGUCGCAUGACUUCCCUGUCGGAGGAGUUUGUCCUGCGCAUCCUCUGUGAUGUGUGCGAUGCCAUGGAGUACUUAUCGGCCAAUAAGAUCGUCCACAGGCAACUGUGCGCCCACAAUAUCAGCCUCACGACUGAGGAUGAACCCAAGUUGUCCAUCUUCGGGCCGACACUGUUCACGGAAGAGAACAAAAUAAUUGACCUAACUCGCUUCCAGCCGCCAGAAGUGCUCAAGUUCCAGAACUACUCCUCAGCCAGCGACGUGUGGUCUUUCGGCUGCCUCAUGUGGGAGUGCUGCACAGUGGGUGGCACGCUUUUCCCCAGCGUCCCGGCUGUGGACCUCAUGGGCAGGCUGAAGAACGGCGUGCGACCCGAACAAACCCCUUUUCUCUUUGACGAUCUCUACCAGCUCAUGCUGAACUGCUGGCAGCUCGACUCACGCGAACGCGUGACAUUCACGGAGAUCGCCAGCAACCUCCACCAGAUGUUGGCCACGUCGCCCAGGCAUGUACUGGACUUCGACCGGAGGGAUCGGGUGACUCUGCCCUAUUACCUGCCGCUGCUGGAAAUCAAAAACUAGAGCAAGCACUGAACCACAGAAUCUUCACCGAAUCUCAAGGAGCAUUCCACGGUAUUUUUGUGCAGUUUUUUUUUUUUACUUAAAAGACAAACUUUUAAAGCGAAUAAAGACAA
Messenger RNA from Phlebotomus argentipes, 2568 nucleotides. RefSeq names its product putative inactive tyrosine-protein kinase Wsck (gene Wsck). The transcript is spliced from 4 exons. NCBI's taxonomy places the organism in Eukaryota, Metazoa, Arthropoda, Insecta, Diptera, Psychodidae. Gene Ontology annotation, molecular function: transmembrane receptor protein tyrosine kinase activity; protein binding; ATP binding. Bases 224 to 2455 code for a protein of 743 amino acids. Gene Ontology annotation, cellular component: signaling receptor complex. Gene Ontology annotation, biological process: protein phosphorylation; positive regulation of kinase activity; cell surface receptor protein tyrosine kinase signaling pathway. The record is from RefSeq and is a predicted model, not a curated record.